Molecule: messenger RNA, 1266 nt
Organism: Argiope bruennichi
Lineage: Eukaryota; Metazoa; Arthropoda; Arachnida; Araneae; Araneidae
Product: intracellular coagulation inhibitor 2-like
Exons: 4
Coding region: 34-1266 (410 amino acids)
Molecular function (GO): serine-type endopeptidase inhibitor activity
Source: RefSeq, a predicted model, not a curated record
UUUGUCUUGAAUUCUUCAAGAGCUUCCUCCAAUAUGAACAGUUUCAGUGUUUUCGGUUCUUUCUUUGUCCUCUGGGUUGCUUUUGCUUCUGCGGGAAUAAUAUCCAAUCGAGAUUAUGCAUUCCAAAAAGAUUUCCGAAAAUUGGCGUUGGCGAACAACGAGUUGGCUUUCAACCUGCACCGAAGACUCGCAUCUGGCACUUCAGGAAAUGUAUUUUUCUCGCCUUUCAGUAUCUCCACAGUUUUUGGCAUGCUUUAUUAUGGAGUCCGAGGAGAGACAGCUGAGGAACUAAGAGAGGUUCUAGGUUACGAGAGAGCAGAUUUACCAGACGAAUUCGUCUACAGCACUUUCAAUCAUUUCCUGAGGACCGUUUUACAGAAUAGAGAUUCCACAGACAGAUACGUUUUCAACGCCGCUAAUGCUUUACUUGUCGAUGAACGAUUUGAAAUGUUUGAGGAGUACAGACGCAACAUCCGGGAGUUGUACAGAGCAGCCGUACAAAAUGUGGAUUUCUCCAGUGAAGCGUCCAGGAUCGUGGAAGAAAUCAAUGAUUAUGUCAGGGAGAAGACGAAUGGGAAGAUCGAUAGGGUUUUCGACGAGUUGAGCCCGUCUAGUGUUUUCGUCUUAUUGAACGCUGUGUACUUCAAAGGAGCUUUUAAGACUCAGUUCAAGCAGGAGAGAACAAGAUAUGAAGUCUUUUAUAAUUAUGGACUGGAAUCAGAAGCAAGGAAUGUACCUAUGAUGCACGUAACUUCUUACUUUCCCUAUGCUGCUUUCGAUGAAUUCCAAGCCCUGGAGUUGCCUUACAAAGGUGAAAAUGUCAGCAUGUUCGUCUUACUGCCGAAUGAAAGAGAUGGAAUCCAUGAUCUAGAAGAGAGUUUUACUCCUGAAAGAUUAGCCAACGUCCAGCGACGGCUGUACAAAACUGAGGUAGAUGUCUCGUUGCCAAAAUUCAAAUAUCAGUUGGAGAAAGAACUCUCCCCAGAACUGAAAGCCCUUGGUGCCAAUCAGAUCUUUAGGACUGGAGCUGACUUCUCAGGAAUGACCCAAAGCAGGGACGUGUUCGUAAGUCAAGUCUUUCACAAAGCAGUGAUCGAGGUGAAUGAAGAAGGAAGCGAAGCAGCGGCAGUGACAGAGAUCAUUGCAGAAGAGACGAGUCUGAUCCUUGGAAAGUCAAGAUUCAGAGCAGACCAUCCUUUCCUGUUCGCUAUUGUUGAAAAGAGAAGCAACUUGAUCUUGUUCUUGGGUCGUGUUAAUAGUCUAUAG